Messenger RNA from Loxodonta africana (African savanna elephant), 26019 nucleotides. It is a transcript of the gene STK35, whose product is annotated as serine/threonine kinase 35. The transcript has 4 exons. Gene Ontology annotation, biological process: protein phosphorylation. Gene Ontology annotation, cellular component: cytoplasm; nucleus. Bases 138 to 1757 code for a protein of 539 amino acids. NCBI's taxonomy places the organism in Eukaryota, Metazoa, Chordata, Mammalia, Proboscidea, Elephantidae. Gene Ontology annotation, molecular function: protein kinase activity; ATP binding. The record is from RefSeq and is a predicted model, not a curated record.
AUCGCGGAAAUUUGGCGCCCAAAUUUCGUUGGUCGGGUGUUCCUGAGCGUUCUCGCCCGUGAUUGGGCCCCGGCUGCGGCUGCUCCGUUGACCCCGGCAGGACUCCGGCAGUGCGGCGCUCGGCCGGCCUCCGGGGGAUGGGCCACCAGGAGUCCCCGCCAGCCCGAGCGCCGGCGGGAGGUGCGCCUUAUAUAAAGGGGUUAUGUAAAGGGCACAGCUGGCGCGAACACGUGGAGAGCCGCGGGAGCCUGGAGGCCCGCUUCCGCCCCGCGAGCGCCGCAGCCACCGCCGGUGAAGCAGCAGGAGCCGUCACGCGCCUAGCCCUGGCCACCGCGUCUCGCUCUGCUCAGUCCCGGAGGCGGCCCCGGCCGGGAACAGACCAUCCCCAGGCGAGGACUCCAGGGGGGAAACGGGCCGCCCGGAAGUGGAGGGGUGCCGGCCAGGUCGCAAUCCAAGGUCUCGCACCUCCGCGUCCCGGGGCCGGACGGAGGGAUGAGGCAGGGGGGGCCCGGGCAGCGCCGUUGCUGCUCCCCCCGCCGCCCGCAGCCAUGGAAACGGGGGAGGAGGACGGCGCCCGCAGAGGUACACAAAGCCCCGAGCGGAAAAGGCGAAGCCCAGUGCCGCGGGCGCCCAGCGCGAAGCUGAGGCCGGCGGCGGCGGCCCAGGCCAUGGAUCCGGCGGCGGUCGAGGCCCCGGGCGAGGCCUACCUGGCGCGGCGGCGGCCGGAGGGCGGCGGCGGGUCGGCGCGGCCGCGCUAUAGCCUUUUGGCGGAGAUCGGGCGCGGCAGCUACGGCGUGGUUUACGAGGCGGUGGCCGGGCGCAGCGGGGCCCGGGUGGCGGUCAAGAAGAUCCGCUGCGACGCGCCCGAGAACGUGGAGCUGGCGCUGGCCGAAUUCUGGGCCCUGACCAGCCUCAAGCGGCGCCACCAGAAUGUCGUGCAGUUUGAGGAGUGUGUCCUGCAGCGCAACGGGCUAGCCCAACGUAUGAGCCACGGCAACAAGAGUUCGCAGCUUUACCUGCGCCUGGUGGAGACCUCGCUUAAAGGGGAAAGGAUCCUGGGUUAUGCUGAGGAGCCCUGCUAUCUCUGGUUUGUCAUGGAGUUCUGUGAAGGUGGAGACCUGAAUCAGUAUGUCCUGUCUCGGAGGCCGGACCCAGCCACUAACAAAAGCUUCAUGCUACAGCUCACGAGCGCCAUAGCCUUCUUGCACAAAAACCACAUCGUGCACAGGGACCUAAAGCCAGACAACAUCCUCAUUACAGAGCGGUCUGGCACCCCCAUCCUCAAGGUGGCAGACUUUGGACUAAGCAAGGUCUGUGCUGGGCUGGCCCCCCGAGGCAAGGAGGGUAAUCAAGACAACAAAAAUGUGAAUGUGAAUAAGUACUGGCUGUCCUCAGCCUGCGGCUCAGACUUCUACAUGGCCCCUGAAGUCUGGGAGGGACACUACACAGCCAAGGCUGACAUCUUUGCCCUAGGCAUUAUCAUCUGGGCAAUGAUAGAACGAAUCACUUUCAUUGACUCUGAGACCAAGAAGGAGCUCCUGGGGACCUACAUCAAACAGGGGACCGAAAUUGUCCCAGUUGGUGAGGCGCUGCUAGAAAACCCAAAGAUGGAGUUGCACAUCCCCCAGAAACGCAGGACUUCCAUGUCUGAGGGGAUCAAGCAGCUCUUGAAAGAUAUGUUAGCUGCUAACCCACAGGACCGGCCUGAUGCCUUUGAACUUGAAACCAGAAUGGACCAGGUCACAUGUGCUGCUUAAAAUUCAGGGCGAAGCAUCUUGGGUGUUUUUAAAUUAGGUGUUUAAUUCCCAGUGGUUCUACCAGCUAGCCACAUGAAGUUCCAGAAGCCGCCGCCUGCACAUCACCAGGGAGGGUGCUGGGGGAUGAGGGAGUCUGCAUGCCUAGCUGAGUCUGCUGUCUCCAGUACACAAAGCUCCGUUACUAGGGCCUUUUGAAGCCAAGGCCCUUGAAUGACGUGGAUUUGGAGAGGGUGGCUAAGGCUGAAGGAAAUCAGAUGUUGGUGUGACCUGAGUGAUCAUAGAGGAUAUUCUCUGCUCCAUAUGAGAUCUUGGCAGCUGCCCAACAUCAGAGAAAGAAAUUGGGCCUCAUUUCUUGUUGAAGUAAUAAAGGAUACAUGGUAAUAGGAAUGGUCCCCAGCCUGAAUUAACAAACUCCAAUUCACCUAUCACUUUGUUUCCUGUUGCCUGGAAUCAUACCCAUGGCGUGUCCAGUAUAGGUGCCAAGUUAAUCGGUAGCAAUACUAAAAAUGUGAAGAAAUGGAAAAAAAUUUCUUCAUUAACGUGGUCUGUUUUAAGUAACAAUUUUCGAAACUGAGUCCCUGGAGGGUAAAUUUAGAAAGGGUUUUAGGCAAAAAAUUUGGAACCCAGAACUAGAACAGGUGCCUUCUCUGUCUUGUGUGACUUCUGGGCUCAGCCGUGAGGACAUGCACAUGCUAACGUUGGAGCACAAAGACAUGUGGGUUAAGCUUUAAAGGGUGAUGACGGUGCUGAAGAUGACCCGAGAUGCUGAUGAUAAUUACUGGUCAUGCCUAGGCUAAAUGCUUUAUGACCAUUAUUUCACUUAGUUCUUUCAAGUAACUUCCCAAACAGCUAAUAAGGGGCAAAGUCUAGAUUUGAACCCAGAUCUAAGCCCAUGGUCUUAACCUGUACAGUGUAUUACCUCACUUGAAUCAUCUAUAAAUUUCAAACGUUUUCAUAAUUCAGCAAAAAAUUAAGCUUGAAGUAGAUUGAAUCCCAUGUCUCGCCAGCUCCAAGCACUCUCCGAGCGACAUGGUUAGGCGGUACCUGGCACACUAUGCGUGGCACUUAGUAGGUUUCUAGUCAGUGGUAGUUUCUUCUACCCUGGAACAGUUGAGAGUAUGCUAGUAAACAAGUAGGUCACUUUUUCAAAGGCAAGUAUAAGCAAGGUGGGCUGCACUGAGAAGACCUAGCUGCCAGGGGCCAGUGGUGUGGUCCUUAUACCCCAGAGGUUGAUCUCCCUACUGUCUGGUGGAGUCUUGAAUUGCCUAAAGGGAGACAGGGAAAUGUCAGCUUGUGCCCUGAGAUGGAUGAUUAGGUCUUUAAAGAAUGGGGGUUUUAUGUAGAGAGAUCAUUGAGGGGAGGAGGGGAAUGGUAUUUAGCUAAUGAUUAGCUCUUUGAUCCAGGCAGAUCCAGAACUUCUGAGCUUCUUUUUGUUUUCUGUACUUUUCUGAGCCUCUUUUGAGUCCCUGUCUAAAUGGAAACAACAGUCUGCCUUACCCUCUCUCACUAGCAUUUCACGGUGCCAUGCAAGAGUGGAGGGAUUGUGAGUGAGGAUUCAAGUGUGUCUGGUUCUCUUUUCCCCAGGAUAUUGAAGCUCAGCCUUCGACUGUAAAGAUCCUAACAGCCUUAGGUGCCAGUACACAAAGAGGCAUGUCUCUUGGGGCUGCAUCUUCACUGGGGUUUUCUGAGGCGUCUUCCUCCCCAUGUGGGGAAGGCUGUUGUUUUGGAAGGCUCAGGCAGCUCCCCAGCGGCCUACUUCUUGCCCCUGCUGUUGCCAUCCCUUGAUUGCUCCUGCUCCAUCAACCGGAAGAAGCCCAGCUGUCAGUUAUGUAAUGGGACUGGUGGCCCCCAGGGGUAACCUGUCCCUUGGAACUCUGCAGGACAUCGAAGCAUCCGUGAAGGGACAGGCCUGCCCUGGAGCGGUUGACAUCACGGCCCAGUUGCUGCUCACAUUCUCUUCUUGCCAGGCAUCUGCGGCUCCCCUAGCCUAGACAGCCUCCCUUUGGGCAAAUCCAAUAGCUCUUACCAUCAUCCAGCUGUUAGCAUACUGGCUGUUGUGAGAUGAUCCAGGGGCCUUCCAACUCCCACUUCCUCUUACCGCUGGGGCACAGAGACUCCUUCCAACAGUAACUAGUUAUUAAAACCUGCUUCGAGGGGCCUCAGCUCCAAGUUAAGCACUUUAGUACGCAUAUUAUCAUACAUCAUCUGCAUAAAUUUCUGUUACUUGCCCUCAUUUUGCGGAUGAGGAAACUGAGGGUCACUUUCCUGAGGUUUUGAGAGCCAAGAUUUGAAACAAGGUAUCUGACUGGGAAUUCCACUGUUCCACUUUGCCUCUCACAGCCUCCGAAAAAGCAACUUUUGAUAGGUUUAUAUUUUGAGGCAAAUGGUGGGUUCUUCCUGCGGAUAACACUACACAGGGGGCCCCUUAGACAUAGGUGUACAGUGCUGCCUGUGAGUGUCUUUCACAGUUUGACAGCUGAUCUUAGCACAGGCAUGCUGCAGCAGGGCCCACCUUCCACCCCUUUGGAUGAGUGAGCCUGGAUGUGUGUUCCUCUGUGUCCCAGUAGAUAGAGCCUCCAGCACUGGCAGGUGAGGCAGAGCUGGGAGAGUGAAGCAUCCACAUAACCAAGGGCCAGGACAACAGGACAGGUAGAAGCCAUGGAAGCAGGCAUGGAACCAAACACACCCCACCCAGCCAAGAUGGCCCCAGGCGCUGAGGGAGUGCUGAAGGGAGCAUGGCUCCAGUGACCUGGGACAGGCCAUAGCUGUGUCUGCUCCCAGGUGCCCUGGCAGAAGCCCAUUCCCAGUGAAUUUAGCCUGGAGACUUGGGGUCCGUGAAGACCCAAAGCAAAGUGACAAGGGCUGCUGUGUUAUCUCCCUGACAAAGGUUCCAGCUUAUUCACUGGAUUCCGACUAAAAUUGGAUUUCACACCUUAAAUCCUGAGUAAAGGUUGUCAUCGUUCGUGUCUGCUCUGAUUGAUGUGGCUCACUGUAGCCCUAUGUUGAAGGGUUCUGGGUCCAAGUUAGACUGGGUGGGCAGCAGCCCUCCUGGCAUACAGCAGACUCUGCCCAGUGGUGGUGUUGGUAGCUUAGACCCGAAUGUUACCCUCUAGGAACUUACAGUUUAGUAGUGAGAAUAAGACAUGGUCAUUUAAUUGUAAUAACAUGUUGCUCAGGAGAGAUGCCGCAAGACGGGAGAGUAGAGUUCAAAGAGGAAGGGAACAAUCAGAGAAAGAAAGCUUCACGGAGGAGGUGGUGUUUGGACCUAAAUCUUGAAGGUUGGCUUAGGGGUAUUUUGGAGGCCAGGUGAGAAGUGAGGUGGUCUUAGCAGAAACUCACUUUGGCGUACUAAAGCUUGAUUGCUGCGGGACUCAGCUGUCAAGGGGAAAGGGUACUGUUCUAUCGGUGAAGCUUCCGGCUGGAGGUACGCUGUGCUCCCAGGCCCUUGUUUCACUCCCACUAGCGAGACCUCAGUGGUAUUUCCAAAUCAGAGGAAGUGGAGACCUGCUCCAGCAUUUCUUGGAUUCAGAGGUAUGGCAGGCCUUAAAACUGCCAGGCAAGUUAAAAAUAAAUCAAUACCAUAAAACACUACAAUGCAUUUCCCAACUUUAGUGGAAUUUCACUUUCAGUUAGAGGUGCCAGGGGAAUGCUAUAACUCAGCCUGCAUCCUACACAGGUCAGAAUUUUGUAUUUUGCCUCUUUGUAAAAGGAAGUGAUACCAAGGGACUUGGGAGGAAUGGAUUAGAGCUACCCAGGCAUACCAUGGGGCAUAGUGAGAAAGAUGAAAAUGCUGCUACUUCCCAGGCUGCAAAAAGGGUCUUGAUGUAGGGCCUGGGGAGGUAAUUUUAUGAACGGUAACUGGGUUUUCUUAAUUCAGCGGUUUGAUAUCAUGGCAGUAACAGGGGAAGCAGGUUAGCUUUGGUAUGUUGUGUUGGAUUUCAGUGAGAAAGUCACAGAGAUGGUGUGAGCCUGUGACUUUUGACUCAUUCUGCAUUUACUUCUGUCUUGGAAUUAGGAAACCCUUAAACAUCGUGUACAGCAAGCACCCUUUGUUUUUUCUUUGCUGCUUUUUUCAGACAUGCCUAAAACAUGUCCUCCCAGAAAGCUUCAGUCUAGGGCACAUCGAAGGCCUGGGCUGAGAGCAUGGUGCUGUCAGAUUUUGGCAGAUUGCAUGGGCUUUACUAGCACAGCCCAGCCAUGUACCAGACAUAAAGAGAACUGGAAGUCACAAGUAAAGGCUUAUUUGUUGUUAGUAACCAGUUUGCGUACUUGGAUUUGAUGACUCUUCGGGAGCAACCCUUGGUUUGCAUGGGGCAGCAGAAAUGACUGUGACUAUACCACACCCCAGAAAAACAACAGGGUGAUUUUACCUUUGAAAAAAUUAUUUCAGGGUUUGGGCCAACUGUCUAAACUGAAAUCCAGAUGCAGCCACUGACAUGGUCCAGAGAUCCUCCUGCCUCCCCCCACUCAGAGAAUCUUAGGGCAUGGUACCAACCAGAGCGCGAAGAGUGGAGAGCUUUUGGAAAUCGUGUGGUUCCACCCCACCUUUUGAGGUCCCCGUGAGUUGGAAUUGACUUGAUGGCAAUUGGUUUUUUUAUAGUAGUGGGACAGCUGUCCCCACCUAGUUUAAGAAUUUUAUUAAGAGUCGGGCAUAAGAUAUUGGUGCCACAGGCAGACUUAGAUGUGAGUCUUCAGAAUUUGCCAUCUAAUUACAUGACCCUGCAUAGAUUUUAACCAUGUUUGGAGGGAUUUCUUCAGUUCUAUCAGUGGCAGGAACUAAGGAUGUUACACGUGAGGAGUUUUCUACUAAUAGAUCAAGAUACUACCCUAUGAUCUCAAAGCUACCUCCAAGCUAUUGCCACACUCCUCCCUCUCCCUCUCACUAGGUCCCAGUCCCACCCUCCAGCACACACAAUGUCAGUGAAAAGCCCUGGCACAGCAGUUCUGUGGUCCCCAGACCAGCAGCAGCACCAUUACCUGAGAACUUGUUAGAAAUGUGUAUGUUAUGGCCCCACCUCAGACCUACUGAAUUAGAAACUGGGGAGGGAUGUAUUAACAAGCCAACCAGAUGAUACUGAGACACAUUCAAGUUUGAGAACUGCCCUAGCAAAAGCAGGCAAAGGCAGGAUCAGGCCCCUUCCCAUCUUUUAACACGCAUACUGUCUGCCUUGUCUUUUACUCCUUUAUCCUCAAAAAACUUGGAUAUAGGCCUAAGGGCCAGAAGAGCCUACAGGGUUUUAGCCCUGCCUCUGUCUUGUAGAAUUACGUAGGACUUUGAUGUUGGGCGAGUCACUUCUCCUCUGGGCCUUGGUUUCCUCAUCUAGAAAACCAGGGUACCCGAAGGGUCACUUGUGUGCGUGCAUACACAAACAUACCAGCAUGUUCAUGGUUCCUUAGUGGAAGUGGUUCCAGGACCUGAAACUCCUGGCUCUCGGUCAGUUUCUCUUGAAGUACAUUUGUCCUUAGGAUGAGGCAAGGCCCUGUGGCCUUCUGCUUCUAGAAGGAUAAUACUGUAUAACUUUACCGUGGGCUUGCCUGGCCCUGGGGAAGUGAACAUCUGAGUAGUGAUAACCAUAAGCUGCUCUAAGGUGAGCACCGUCCAGGUAAUUGUGGAGUCCGUGUUUUAAGGGUGAGAUCACCCUUAAAAGGGGGAAGUCAACAGGCAGUGGGGCAUUGGGAACAGGAAGCAAUGUGCUACGGGGGUAGGGUUUAGGUCUCUAAGUGGAAGUCUUGGGUUUGGCUUUGAAUCCUGACUAGAAAACUUCGUUUAUUUGUUCCAUAGGCAUUUACUGAUCACCUGUUGUGUGCCAGAUUUGGGCUGUAGAGAUGAAGGCAGCCCCUUACCUGUCGAAAUCACGUGCAUCUCUCUGAGCCUUGGAGCCCUCGUUUAUCAAAUGGGGUUGCUAACUUACCCCAUAGGUUGUCAUGAGGAUUAAAUGCAAAAUAAAUGUAAAGCUAGCAUAGGGAUACUAGGCAUGCAAAAGGCAUUCCAUAGAUGUUGAGUCCUGCUGCCCUUUCAUAUUUGAUGGCCAAGCCUGUAACAGAGCUGCAAUUAGUGUCUUGUUGUGUAAUGGUUCAUGUGCUUCUAUAUAUGUUUGAGAGAUAUAAAGGAAUACUGCAGAUACAAUUUCAGUCUUGUAUAAUGAAGGAAAUAGCAGAUAAUAGGGGGCCUGCCCAGGGUGGCCAGAGAAAGUCUUUCUGAGGAGGUGACUUUGGAACUGAGACCUGAAGGAAGAAGCACAUGCCAGGCAGCAGGGGAAGAAUUGGCAGCAGCAUGGUGGGCAUGGUGGGGGUCCAGGAGGAGCAGGAGCUUGAUCAUGCCCAACUUAAUAAGUUGUGGUAGUCAUUGAACAGUGCCCUUCACAAUCCGAUUUACAUUGUUAGAAGAUCACUCUGGCUGCUGUGUGACCAGUAGAAUGGGAGAGAGGCGGAAGUGGAAGCCAGUAGAGUUAUCCAUGUUAGGGUGGAUGGCACUGGAAAUGGACAAAAGUGAAUGAAUUACAGGUAUAUUUUGGAGACUUCUAAAGGGCUUGCAGAUGGAUUACGCUAGGGAGGUGACAGAAGGGGCGGACUCUAGGACGACUCCUUUAUUUGUUAUUUGAACAACUGGUUGAUAGGUGGCAUAGCCAUUCUAAGGUAGUGAACAGUGAAGGAGGAGACAUUUUUGAAGGGUGGGAAAUACACAAACGUGUCUUGUGUAUAAGGAUAUAAAACCAUCCUCUCUACUCCGGAUGGAUAUUGGUGGCAAGCUGUGAGUGCCUGAGUGUUUUUGGAGAGCUGCUGAGUCUCGAUUUGCAGGCGGCCCUUAUUGGUCCAGAACCCAGUCAUCCUUUAGAGUGGAGCUCAGCACCGAUCAUGGGCACCUUCAGAGGCCUGGGGAGGCCUUUUUAGAGCCAGGGGUGAGGUCUCAGCCUGUAGUUGAGGGCUGGGUCAUGCUUUGUUGUGUUCUUCCCGUGGUAAUGAGCCUCUCAUUAGGUGCCGGGUGUGUCUGGCUCUUGUUAUUUGCAUAUGCACUCUGCUUUAGUUUUGUCUCCAGAACAUAGCGUUUUGUUGUUUUUGUUUUUUAGAGCUGAAAACUUGUGCGGUGUCCUGUCACAUGGGCAGGCUGGUGAUCUGCCAUAGAGCAGCUUCCUCAUGCUGGCAUCCCGCUCUCUUUAUCUUUUUCAUAGUUACAUAACAUCAGGACUGUCGUUGCUGACUGUAAGAUUGAUUUUGAGAUCCACUUUAAUUUGUAAAUUGGGAAAAUACUUUCUACUUUGGGCUAAGGAAAGUAGUAGAAGGGACAGAGGCUGGGGGAGAAGGUCUCUGAUCUCAGUUGCCUCUGGUUUCUAAGUACAGGCAAUGCGACCUGAACAGAUGAUCAGCCCUAGCUUGACAUCUGCCUAGUGGGGAAGUGGCUGUAAGCCCUGCAGCUGACUUCUCACGCCUUGGUUUGAGCCUUGGGUAGAGGCUGGCCCCCUCUGGCUCCACUGCUUAUUCGCCAGGUCCCUUGCCCCAGAACCUAGGAGAUCCUAGAGCUCUCUCCCUAGAUCUUUCUUUCUCUCUCUUUCUCUCCCUCUCUCUCUCUCUCUUUAGGCAAAUGCUUGUAGCUUUUGUUGUAGCUUGCUGGUAGUCUUGUAGUCACUGUAUCAGUUUCUGGAUGGGAACAAGCCUGCUGCAGGCUGGAGUCUACCAUCAUAAGGCAGCAGGGAGGAUUCUUUAUCUACCUCCAUAUCUUUCUCUCACCUGAGCUUACUGAACAUGUGCUGUUUGCCAGACUUACCACUCUUCACUCUGUUAUCUUAUUAAAUUCUCACGUGUUCAUGUGUCCUGGGUAUCACAAUCUCCUCUUCCUCUCCCUCCCUACCCCACCCACCCACAACUGUCUCUCCAGAAAGAGUAAUUUGCCACUGGCCACAUGGCUGGCAAAUGCCAGCUCAAAGGCUAGAACUCUGGUGCCCAUGCCCUUUCCCAUUGGGCUACUUGAAUAGGUUGUAUUAGCAGGUGCAUAGGGGCACCAGAAAUCCUGUUGCCAUCGAGUUGAUUCUGUGGGGCACCAAAAAAAAAAAACAAUCAAUUCUGACUCAGAGCGACCCUCUAGGACAGAGUACAACUGCCCCACAGAGUUUCCAGGGAGUACCUGGUGGAUUCGAACUGCUGAAUCACUUAACCACUAUGCCACCGGCGGCACAGUACCAUCUGAAUGCUACCAGGAGGUCAGGAGGGAGUACUGGCUUUUCGUUGAAGGAGUAAGUAAUGGCAACAUGUAGGACAUAUGACUUAAGAUAGACCUUGAAGAAAGGACAGAGAAGGACACUCAAAGCAGUGGGCAUAGCAUGAGCAAAGGCAGAACACUGAAAAUUCAUGGGGAGGAUAUGUUGUUGGGCUGGUUCAUGUGGAAGCUAAAGUUAGAAAGCUAAAUGGUGCUAAAUUUCAAAGACCCUUGAAUGUCAGCCUAACUAUGAUGAACUUUAUCCUGCAAAAAAAAAGAGGGUGGGUGGGGGGCGUUGCAAGACAGUAGUUUAGAAAGGAGAGUUGGUAACAGUGAGGGAAGAAGUGUUAGCCCCCAGGGGAGGGAGAUGAGAUGCCACACCUGACUGUGCACAAUUUUAGAAGGUGUGAGAGUACAGGUGCACCUUCUUGAGCAUGUGAAGGAAGAAGGGCAACCAUGGAAUGGGGUGAUUUGAAACACAGUGGUUCCAUAUUAGUGUGGGACAUUAAUGGAAGAAGUGCUUGCUUUUGAACCGGGUAGACCGAUAGACCUGGCUCGAACACUUACCAGCUGGGUGACUUUGGGCAAGUCACCUAACUUCUCUGGGCCCCCAUCUCCUGGACUGUUUUAAUGCUGGUGAUGAUACUCAAUGUGCACUAUUUUGAGACUAAAUGUGCAAGAAAUAUACAGUAUCCAGUACGAUGCCUAGCACAUAGUGAGCUGUCGGUAAGUGGCAGCUGUAUGUAUUGUCUUCAUCCUUCUAUUUUGUUUUUGCCAAAUCCUUGUAGGCUAAUCAUUUGCUUUUGCUCCACUUCUAACAAUUUGUAGUACCCUUCUUUCCCCCAAGACAUAUCCACAUCCCUUAGCAAGUGCCCGCAGUGAGUUCCCAUUGGCAUGUUGGUCUUUGGGCCAGUGGGCUUAAUCAAAAGUGCCCAAGGUUCAUAUGGUCUCCUUUUGCCCAGCCCAGUUUGUGGGCACGACCUUGUUUGAGUUGUUCCUCUUAUAACCACAAAUUGUGCUGUCCCCAUAUGGGAGAGUGGUCUUUCCCCUUUGCCUAGUAACAGCACCAUAGCCAUCUUUUCCCUGGCAGAGGGCCCUGAAGGAUAACUCUCACAGGAUCCUAGCCUGUCCCCCGAGCCUUCUCUCUGCUAAUCAUAGCAGCCGCAGCCGAACCUGUCUCUUUGGGGACCAACUGAGGCAGUUGGCAGCUUUUAUUUUAUCUUCACACUUAAUAAGUUGAGGAAGGAAAUUAAAGUAUCCACAUAGUUGACUACCAAUUACCAGGGCUCUUUUUAGAAACAAGGGUUUCCUCUUAGUUUGUCUUGAGUUCCACCCAGUACCUGUUUACCAGCUGAGGUGCUUACGGGAAACUACAAACCCAGGACCCUAAUGGUCUCGCGACUUUCCAAGGCCAGAGGGACCGGGUUUAAAUGGAUGUGGUUCCUGAGAUCCAGACAGGUUGCUUCAGGUUGUGAUUCCUGAAUAUUGCUGGUCACCACCAAACCAAACCAAACCCACUGCCAUCGAGUCGAUUUAUGACUCAUAGAGACCCUAUAGGACAGAGUAGAACUGCCCCAUAGAGUUUCCAAGGAGCGCCUGGCGGAUUUGAACUGCCAACCCCUUGGUUAGCAGCUGUAGUACUUAACUACUACGCCACCAGGGUUUCCAAAAAAAAAAAAGGAGACCUCCAAAUCUCAGAAUCUUAGGUCUUGUCCAGUGAUUCUUUUUUGUGUGUAUUUGGGUGACUGAAAUACUGGCAUUUUCGGCAGCAGACUCCAAGGGAUUAAAAGGCUAAAAACAACGUUAAGCAAGUCAGCUGUGCAGACAACAUGAUCACUGCCAUAGUGUGACCACGUUUCAGUGUGUGUAAGAGCUGCAGUUUGUGGAGAACUGUUCACUGUCCUGAAGGAGCUUUCUGAUGUACUUAAAGCUGACACCCGCUUAUGUAAGCACACUUACAGUGUUCUUCCCUCUCUCUCAGUACCUUGUGCCGUGCUGUCCGUUGGGUCCACCAGUUGUCGCUUGUUGCUGUGUCCUCACUGUUGAGUGGGCCAUGGAUUGAGCUCAGCUAACAUGGCCUAGAGGCUGCUCCUCUCGAUGGCAUUUGUCUGCUUUCAGGAGGUCUCACGUUCUGCUUAAAAACCUGCAAGGAUAGAGACCUAACCAUCCCACUGUUAGAAAGGGCCUGAGAGCUGAACUGAAGUCUGCCUCCUCCAGAAUACUCCACAUUGAUCUAAUUCCCUCACGGUCCUCACCCCAGCCACACCGGUUGUACUGCUCACCUGUGCCAUGGGCAUGCCCCACCAAGCACUCAUGUUCUGCUCUCUAGUUAGUUUUAUUUUUGCCUUAAUAGAUAAGGACUUCUCAGCGGCCCUCUUCUCAGUAUUCUGUGGGUCAUAGGCCCUUCUCAGAAUCUGAAUGUUGGGGGUUGUUGUUAGGUGCCAUCGAGUCAGUUCCAACUUAUAGGAGCCCUGGUGGCACAGUGGUUAAGAGCUAUAGCUGCUAACCAAAAGGUCAGCAGUUCGAAUAUACCACCUGCUCCUUAGAAACCCUAUGGGGCAGUUCUAUGCUGUCCUAUAGGUUGCUAUGAGUCGGAAUCUACUUGAUGGCAACGGAAUGUUGGGGAUAGCCGCUCAAAAAAAAAAAAAAAAGUGGGAUUUAUACACAUUGGGAUGCUUCAUGUACCUUCAGGGAGUUUGCAGAACCUUUGCAUCCUUGGCAUUAGCAAGUGCCCAGGUUAAGAACCCCUGGCUUGGUCCCAAGUCCCUCGGUUAGCAGGUAAAGAAACUGAGUCCCCAGAUAGGAGUCCAGGGCAGAGAGCUAACGAGAUGGGAAGCCAGGUUUCCUACCAUGACUCUCACCACUAGGUGAAGGUGUUUAUCAUUUUUCCCACAUUUUACUUCAGUGUCUCUUGAUAGUCACCACCUGGGACCACAUUCUAUGACUGUAUUGUACUGUUAGAGCCCGCGUAGCCUGUCAGAGCCCACGGGCUGGCUUCCUCUGGACACACGUAGGUGUGUGAACAGGGUGUGAAGGAUGGGAGGCAGUGGCUACUUAGGCAGCCCCGGUGUCCUAAGGGCUGGUGCUCAGAUCCUUGCAAGGCUGCCCUCUGUCCCCAGUCCCCUAGUUCAGCAGUCCAUGGAUUUUGAAAGCAGAGGAUGGGAGCCCUGCACCACGUCUAGCAGCACUUCAGCCAGGACACUAUUGUCUCUUCUUCAGUCACUUGUUAGCUGAGGAGAGUUGUUAGGUAUCUUGCCAUUUUAUAGAUGAUUGGGGCCAGAAGGGGAGGCCAUGGUGGGUCUUUAAGAUCUGGGGAAGGCCUCAGAGUUCAGGUCACAUUCUGGCCUCCCAGUCCUAAAUCUGCUCUUCUCGUUAACCUCUUAUUAUAACUAACUUCAGUUUAGGGGACAUAUUCUGAAGCCAGGCCACCUCAACUAGCCACACCCCUGAAUUUUAAGGCCCCCCUCCAGAGAAAACAGUCUGUAUUUGCACAGACAAUUGUCUGUCUUCUUUCCCUUUCAGGGAGGGUGUCCUCUUGAAAGGUUAGUAUGGGAAGGAGUAGUAGAAACAACUGGAAUUUGUAACUAGCAGGCUGUAUAAUGUCAGAGGAGGCCUUAACCCCUGUGUGUCUCAUUCCCCACCCCCACCCCCCACCCCCAGCUCAGAUGGCAUGGGGGAGGGGAUGGCACGGUGUAACAGCAUGGCAAAAAAACACAGAUUCCAGAGCUUGGAGACGUGGCCAACUUUCUGAGGUGAGGGCAUGUGUCCUUUUCUGCACCUGGCUUUUUGGGAAGCUCAGUGGGAAUGCCUGCCGAAUAGGGGAGGAGCUCAAACACAGGAUUUUAUGUUAAAAUCCUGUCAUGCUGAAUGAAUGAAUGAUUCUUUGAAGCUCCUAAAUUAAUUUCUUACUUCAGUGUACUAACUCCCAGCUUCCAUUAGUCACUCAGUAUUUGAGCUCCUAAAAACCCAACACUGCUUAGCAGCCUGAGAGGCUUAAGAGACGUAUAAGAUUGCCCCUGUCCUUAAGAAAGCUUGUCUAAGGGGGCAGUAAGAUUGGUGCACACAGGAUGGUCAGUAGGGGAUCUGUGGUCACAUGAUCCCAAGAAGAGAACAGAACAGACAAGAGCCCCUGUAAAGAGGGAGCCCACUGGGGGUGCUUCCGGUGAGGAGGCUCAUGGAGAAGCCUCGAAGGGUGAGUCCAGCCUGAGCUGACAGUGAAGGGGCACAGGGGGUAACCAGACCAGCAGGAGCUGAGGCCCAGAGCAGAAGGGUGAGACUGAGUUUGGGCCAGGUCAUCUUGCCUGGAAUUUUUGCCUGAGUGAAAGACUACUGGGGUUGUUUCAUUUUGGUUUUUGCCGUGAAUUUAAAGCCGCUAUUAUAGUUUAUUAAGUCCCUCCUGUAUCCCUCACUGUGCCCUUCACUUACAUCGUCACUGGUCUUCACUCCCUGCAAGGUAGACCUUUCCACGUUUUUCUAAGUUGAGAAAACGGAGACUCCAGGGGCUACGAGUUGGUAAAGGUCAGAGCUAGAAAUUGGUGGAGCUGGGAUAUAAAUUUUAGACCUGUCCCACUCCCAACCAAGCCCGUGCCCUUGACAGAACACUCUUUGCCAUUCUGUAGAACAUGCUUUUCGAAUGAUGCAUCCCCAUGAUUGGGGCCUGCUCUUAGAUUCCUGCCCGUGGAUGAGCUGCCUUGUUUUGAUCUCCUGAUCAGGGUGCACAGACCAUAAGGCCUGGUGCCCAAGCCUUCCAUAUCAUUGGAGACUCCUGUUGGUGAAUACUUUUAUGAUCUCUGGCCUCUUGUUCCCCUUUUCGCUAACACAAUGCCCCUUAUGUAGACCUUUAAGAUUGAAGACAGUAUCAUCCCAUUUGUCAUCUCUACUGCCAUUCUUCCGACCCUACACCAGGACCCCUGUAUACUGUGCUGAAGACAGCUCACAGCAGCCUCAUCCCUGUUUGUGUCCUACUUUAAGAACCACUGUUGAUAGCUAACCCUUGGCUCCCUGACCUCAGCCCCUCUGACAGAUUGGAAUAGACAGCAUUGCCCCCCAGGCAUGUUGAUAUCUGAGUAUAAAGAGCCACAUGCUUUGGUGUAUUAAACAAGGGACUGACUCAUUUUGAAACUAAUCCUGUUUAGAAGGGAAGGGCUGUCAUCUUUGACCUUGACAGAUUAUCUUGCCCCUGUGCCUCUUUGGGGCCUGUGAUGCCUGGCUGCUCCACAGCGUGACAUGCCAGAAAUUAAUAACCUGAACCCCAGUUUGCUUAUCUGUACAGUGGAGGAUAAUUCCUACAUGGUCCUUUGUCCGGACAAAGGAGGUACUGCAUAUUAAGUCCUACAGGUGUCUAGUGUAGCAAAGACUAUCAGCCGUGAUAAUACCUCCAGGCAGGGUUUCAGGGACAAUUUAGGUAAGAAUGAGUUCUCGACCUAACCACCCAAUAAUACCACACUUUGAGUUGACUUUCUUUGUUACUAAGAUGGAAGGCAGGCUAGGAUAGAAAAAACCAUGGGUUUUGGGUUUGAAUCCCAGUUAACCACCUACUUACUAGGUGUUAACCUUUUGCAACUUGCUAGGUAACUUCCAAGACUGAAAUUCCUCCCUUGUAUCGAGAACCCUUCUCACAGACAAACGUGUAUGUGUAGAGUGGAGAGGGUAUUCAAUGUCCCAUACUUGGCAAUAGAUGCUUAAUGUUCCUGCCUACCUUAGCAGCAGGUAGGACUAACUCAGGUGCCCUCUGAAGCCUGAGACUAGUGUGUGAGCAAGCCCUCUGAUAAGUGCCAUCGUCACCGGGGAUACUGGCCUGCACUUUAACAUGUUGUGUCACAGUUCUGUGCAGUAUUACAGAAAAUUGCUGUUGUGUGCCACUGAGUCGAUUCCAACUCAUAGUGACCCUAUAGAACAGAGUAGAACUGCCCCAUAGGGUUUCCUAGGCUGUAAAUCUUUAUGGGAGCAGAUCACCAAGUCUUGUCUCCCACGGAGCAGCUGGUGGGUUCAAACUGCCAACCUUUUGGUUAGCAGCUGAGCACUUAACCAUUGUGCUACCAGGGUUCCUUCUACAGAAAACAAAUUCUAGCAAACAGCCAGGUUGUAUUUCAAAUUUCUAGGUUCCUGGGUUCCUUUACUCUGACUUCAAAAAUUCAUUUUUAGGCGAUCCAAAAGUGCUCAGGAUACUUCUGUCACCACCUGGCUGUCCCUAGGGCUGUCACGGCAAUGGUGCGACAGAGGUUUAUAUCCUUCAGGUUGGGGAUUGGAGAGCUAUGGACUCUCUCCUCUACCACCAGGGCUUUCAGUCUCACAUCUCCGUAUUGUAGACAAAGGACAGAAAGUUCCUAGGUACAGCUUUCACUCCAGGUGAAUUAUAGCAAGCAGCUUUCACUCCAGGUGAAUUAUAGCAAGCUAGUCGGUGAUACCCUAAGAAUCAAAAUAACCAUUAACAUAACUAACGAUAAGAUAGUGCCUGUUGACUGCCCCACUCAGUUCCUGGCGCUGUGACGGGCAAUUUACUUGAAUUCUCACUCCUCACAGAGGACCCCAAGAGGGUAGGUGGCACCAUCCCAUUUUUUCGUAAGGAAGAGGAGGCUCAGGUUGUGUAAAUGACUACAGGUAGUCCGCAACUUGCGAUGUAUUUGAGUUAUGAUGAACCGCACUUACGACUCUCCCUGUUUUUUGGGGUUUUUUUUGAUAUAUCUCAUUGUUAGUAAUAUGUACUCCAUAUAUUGUUGCAGUGCAUAACUUGCUGAUGUUAUCAUUCUCAUGCUACAGGGUGUGAUGGACUGCUUUUGUAUGGCCUUUCUCACCAUGGUCUUGUAAUUCCCACCAGAUGUCUGGGUGGGACUGUGCAAAUAAGGUGCUUAUGGUCCCCCAAGAGGAUUGGACAGCUUGCUAAUAAUACAGUAAGGUGGAUGGUGCCCUUGUGGGGGGGAUGGGACCAUGCAAAUAGGGUCUAUGGAACCCUAACAAGGGAAUUAGUCAGUUUUGCCAUCCAGCUAGGCUUAAAAUGAGCCAUCCCAAAGUCCGAGAGGGAGGUGCCUCACUACUACCAAGAAAAAGAGCCAGAAGCGGAAUGUGUCCUUUUGACCCAGGACUCCUGCGCCAAGAUCCUCCUAGACCUAAGAGACAGGAAGGGAGAGCUGUAACACAGAAGGCAGUGAGAGGCGGCAGUGCAGCAGUAGCAAGAGCGGUAGCAGCGUGAAACGUCAGGAACCAGGAGACCAACGCAAGACGGCUGCCGACCCACAGAGCGAGAGAGCUGAAUGCCUUCGGGCUGAGGCUUACUGGUGCGGUGGGGUGCCCUUGGACACUUACUGGCAGAGCUAAAGAGCUUUGUAACACUUGUCUGAGCGGGAAAGACCAGGCCAAGGGCUAGAGAGAAGCCUGACUGUGGGCAUGGCUGAGAAGCUGACCUGACUGAAAAACUGUAUCCUGAGUCAUUCCUGAUCCUGAAUUGUAACUUUUUACUUCCAAACACUGUAAUCAUGAGUAUGGUCUGUGAGUUCUGUGUGGCCAUUGCAACAAAUUAAUGAAUCCAGCAGAGGAGUAGAGAGUGCCGUGGGAGGGACGGUUGGUGUCAGAAUUGGUAAAAAGAUUGGAGAGAGGAGGCAUGUCUGUGACUUAUACCUCACAGCAGUCAGCCUUGGGUUGUUGAUGCUGAUAAUGGCUCUCCUCCUGCUUGUGAAGUUAGGUGAGGAGGUCUGACGUUGCUGCCACACCAUUUUUACACAUGCCAACCCCCAAAGACAAGUACAGAUAGGUUUUAUAAAGAUACUGAUAAUGUUGUGUUGUUAGGUGCCAUCAAGUUGGUUCCAACUCAGAGCAACCCUAUGUACAACAGAACACAACAUUGCCCGGUCUUGCACCAUCCUCACAAUUGUUACGCUUGAGUCCAUUGUUGCAGCCACUGUGUCAGUCCGUCUCGUUGAGGGUCAUCUUUUUCACUGACCCUCUACUAAGCAUGCAUGAUGUCCUUCUCUGGGGACUGGUUCCUCCUGAAAAUAUAUCCAAAGUAUAUGAGACAAAGUCUCACCAUCCUUGCUUCUAAGGAGCAUUCUGGCUGUACUUCUUCCAAGACAGAUUUGUUCUUCUGGCAGUCCAUGGUAUAUUCAGUAUUUUUUGCCAGUACCACAGUUUUCAAAGGCAUCAACUCUUCCUUGGUCUUCCUUAUUCAUCGUCUAGCUUUCAGAUGCAUGUGAGGCUAUUGAAAACACCAUGGCUUGGGUCAGGUUCACCUUAGUCCUUAAAGUGACAUCUUUGCUUUUUUAACACUUUAAAGUGAUCUUUUGCAGCAGAUAUGCCCAAUGCAGUGCCUCGUUUGAUUUCUUCAUAAAAAUAAUGAUGAUAAUAAAAGGCAAUAAUAAUGAAAACUAAAACAGCCAUCGGAAGAACCCCAUCAUAAGUCAGAGACUACCUGUAUUAAGUAACAGAGCUUGGACUUGAACCUGGGACUGUCUGCCAUAAAGCCUGUGCUGCUUCCCUGAUAGAGCACACAGGUGAGGGUGCUGGGUGUAAAACCUGAGUGUGUUCCCAGAGAGUUUGUAUGCCAAUACAAUUUCAAAGCAAAAGGUGGGACCAAAUUUUUAAACCACUCCCAUUUACUUUCAUCAUAGAGAUGACAUUUUGGCGCCAACAAAGUGGGAAGACCAUAAUUUCACAAAAAAGGAUAAUCCUUUAUCACCAAGAUGGUCUUUCUCUGAAGGUUGGGGAUGGGGGAAGGAGAGUGACACAGGAGCUCAUUUGGUCCCCAACCCCACCACCCAUUGCUCAGCUCACUGCAGCUUCUGUUCUUCAAGCUGCUAAUGGGCUUAAUGGGAGCGGUUUGGUGCCCCGGUCUCCCUGGACAGGCCAGACAACUGCUCGGCUGGCAGAGGAGCAGUAGCUGGAAGGCUGCUCACUGCCUGGCUGGCGCACAUCCCGCUUUGUGCCCUGGGAACCAGACCUGUGCCGAGGCACCUAAGCCGAGCCUUCCAGGAGACUUUCUCUGAGUGAAUCUUUAUAAAUGAAGGGAUUAAAUGGGUUUUAAGGUCCACUUAAACUCUUGUUGGCUCUCCAGGAAGGGAUUUUACAUUACAGAGUUACAUGUUCCCAGGAGGGGCUUUGGAGUGAGACAGCCUGAGUUCAAACCCUUUACUACUUAUUAACCGUGUCUUUCUCUCUGAGCUUCAGUUUCCUUAUCUAUAAACCGGAUGACAAUACUUCUAUCUCAUAGGGUUGCUGGGGUGAAAGGAGGCAAUGGCUGUAAAGCACCUGGUCCUCUUGGGGCACAGUGGGCGGAAGGUGGUGUAGGAGGAUGGAAAGUUGCCUAUGAAACGGUUGGCAGCACCUGCCUUACUGGGUUGUUGCCUGUACAGCAUUGAGACCAUGCCUAGCACAUACCAAGUGCUCAGCAAGAGACUGCUGCUGUGGUCACUGCAGAGAGAGAAGAUGGUGGGGUGUUAAGAGGGAACUCCAUCCUACCCAAAAAAUAAACCAAACCCAGUGCCAUCGAGUCGAUUCCGACUCAUAGCAACCCUAUAGGACAGAGUAGAACUGCCCCAUAGAGUUUCCGAGGAGCGCCUGGUGGAUUUGAACUGCCGACCCUCUGGUCAGUCGUAGCACUUAACCACUACAAAUAAGAAAGUGAAGGAUUUGCCAAUAAACCUUGCCAAAUCACCGAUACCCUUCCCAUCCAGACCACCUCAAAUGCAAGCUGUUAGAGCCUGCCCCUUAGUUGCCCAGACCCUUGCCCCAGAUAAACCCAUAUCAUACGGAAAUGCGUACGCUGAGGAGAUGGAGCAAAAUGGCUUUUGGGGGGGGGGACGGGGGACAAGUGGCAUUAAGGCUCUGAAAGCACUAAAUGAAGACUGUCGUAAUGGAAAGAGUUUGGGCAGUGAGUUGAAAAGGUUUGGAUUAAGUACUGUUUCUAUUACUUAACAGCCCAGUGGUACGGGGCAAGUUGCUCCCUCUCUCUGGGUUUGUCUCCUCGUUAAAACGGGGCAAAUAACCAUCCUUACAAAAUUAGGUGAGCGUGGAAAAGAAAGAACGUACUAUAGAUGUCAACUGCAAGUUUGUCAUAGCAGCAGUUUUCACUGUGCUUAGCAGAUGUGGCGUUGCCUUCUAGAAGGGCUCUGGGGUCAGAGGUAGGGGAACUAAGCAGGGGGGGGGUCUCGCCAGAAGGCAGGUGCUGGUUGAAGCUGAUCACCAGGCAGUCCAGCCAGAGGAGGGCACUCAGGGAGCUGAAAUGUGGCAGCUGCUAAGAUGAAGUGCAACAAUCCAGAGACCUCCCAAGGGCCCAACGGGGCUGGGGCCUGUGUCAUUUAUUGUUUCCAACAAGUGCCUGCAAGGGGCUGCUGCUUUACCCCAGAACCAUGUGGUGUGGGCCAUUCCUACCACAGUUACAGAAGGGGCCCCACAUCCUCCCAGUGAACGUACUGUGCCAUCAGUCCCUGUGGAAGGUGAGCCUUCUCUGAUGGGAGGCGAAGGGGAGCCCCAAAGCCAAGGCCCUCCCCAGAGAAGAGAGAGCUGUCUCUUUUCCUUCUCCCUACCAACGUGGAGAACCAGACUCAGACCUGUGAGCUGCCCUGAGGCUUACUACCAGGAGGGCCAGAGCCUGUGCCAACGCUGGUGGGUGGAGGCGCCUGUGGGAAAUGUCAGCUUCCCCUCCUGGCGAGGGACCCGGUGAUUAUAGCAGUCAUUACAAGCUGGUGUCGCAGAAGUGAGUGCAGAGGGCUCUGCUAGGGUGUGACCUUCUGCGUCACAUCUUUUCCACUUGUUUGUUAUGUCAAAAGGAGAUUCUGGCUUCAGAAUCUCUGCCUCCAGCAGGCAGUGCCUUGCAGCUGCCAUGUGCUACCUUCGUGCUAAUGGUCCUCCUUUUGAGGGUUGUCUUCAGCUUGGGUCCUACUAGGGGGGAUGAAAGGAGUAUUGAAAAGAUCAUUAACUAACUGGUCCCAAAGAUUAUUUUGCAGAAACCCUGGUGGCAUAGUGGUUAAGUUUUAUAGCUGCUAAGCAAAAGGUCGGCAGUUCAAAUCCACCAGGUGCUCCUUGGAAACCCUAUGGGACAAUUCCACUCUAUCCUAUAGGGUCCCUAUGAGUUGGAAUCGAUUUGACAGCAAUGGGUUUGGUUUGGUUUUUGUUUUGUUUAAAGAUUAUUUUAGCAGAUCACACAUGGCUGUACAGUUUCUUGGGCUUUUCUUGCCAUACUUUGCAAGGUUUUAGUGUCUUGGGUGGCAAGGUGUUUGUCCUAACCGUCCUUCCCCCCCUCCCCCGGCCCCGCCUUCUACUUGAUCAGCCUGCUCUGUUUAAAGCGGGAAGAGGAGUAAGCAAUGGGCAUGCUGCAUGCAGCUAGGGUUUGAGGUAGCCGAGCCAUCACAAGAUACGUCUUUGCUGAUUAUAGUUUUCCAAAUCAAAACCUGAGAUACAGGACUCCAGUGGAUUUUUGUUAACGGGAAUUAACGGGAACAGAAGCAGCCGAGGAAGAAGUUGGGCCUGAGAAAUCGCGCAUCCUUCUUCCAGAUCACAGGCUUUUCCGGUGCCUUCACCAUCCGCCCCACCUCACUGCAUGCCCAGACACCGGGCCUCCCCUCUGCCGUAUGGUGGGCGGGAGUCACACGUCUGACUUCGUUUGACAGGUGCGGGGUGUUCUCCAGUGUCCACUGAGUGUGGAGGAGCCCAGGCCAGAGCUGGCACUGGUCUCAGACAGCUACCCCAGGGACCUUUCUAUUAGGACUGCCAAUCUUUCCUCUUCAUUAAAGUACAUAUAUUUUUCCCCAUUAAAAAUGAGUAUCCUGUGUGUUCAAUAUAAAAAAUACAGAGGAGGAGUGAGGGAAGAGGAGAAUCCACCCAUGACAAGCACAGCGUUCAGAUUUAUUGCAUGCCAGACUUCCCUACACGUGGGGGCUUUUGGUUUUGUACUAGUUGUGGUCAUACUAUAUGCCUUGCAACUUUAUAGCCUACUUUUGUCCACUAAAGUCAGGGACGUGCUCCUGCCAAAACACAGUUCAAAAUGCCACACUCGUUGCCUCUGCGGUGUAUCGUUGAGUAGAUGGAUCAUUUGCUUUGCCAUACUCUAUUGGGCUUGUAGGUUAUUGCCUCAUAAUUUAAAUAUACUUUAACAAACAUCUUUAUUCUAAAGUUCUUUCCACAUUUAGGAUUGUAAGUUACAUUUCCAGAAGUGUAAUUACAUGGUCUACAGGUCUAAGCAUAUUUAAAGUUCUGAAAACAUUGCCCACUUGCUUUCCAAAAGGCAUUUUUACACCCUUCCUGUGAUGCGAGAGAGUGCCCUUUUCAUGGCACCCUCAUCCAGCUAGAAACAGUUUUGAUGGUUGAUGCCUGAGGCCCCACAGCCUGUGUAAACAACUGGCUGGGAGGGGAUGGAUCAUCAAACAUGUCAUUACCUGCGGUGGGCCAGGUACUUUUCAGGCAUUUGUUGACUCAAACCUCAGAAAAGUCCCCACUUCUCAUAGAGAAGAAAAUAGGCUGACAGGAAGUCCAUUGUCCAAUAUCCCUGUACCCCACUGCCUCUUAUGAGGACCAGCCAGGUGUCUCUCCAGGAGCUGAGGACGACCAGCCAGUGCUGUUGUAGUAGAUAGGCAACAAGUUACAGUGGGGAGGGUGCUGGCCCGGAAGGGCUGCCAAGAGCCAUCUAGGAGGAGCAGGGCAGGCAGUAGUGGGGUGGAGGGUAGGUGUAAAGUGGUGGGAUGAAAUGUCUGAGUGCUAGUGUUGUCACUUUCUGUGUGUCUUCGGGUAGGUCACCUCCCCUUUGGGGGCCUCAGUUUCCUAUCAGUCAAAUGAAAGCCUUAGGCUGAACGAAGUUCUUCUGGCCUCUAACUUCUUUGAUUCUGUAGCACAAUAGGAAAAAGAACACAGCUUGGGAAGCAGAUCUGGUUCAUAGUCCGGCCACCUUUGACAUAACUGAGAGUAAGCUGUCUGCACUUCAUGUUGUUAUAAAAUGGAGAUGACACUGAAUGGGGUUGUUAGAAUUCAGUGUGGCAACUGUAGAGCAGCAGUGUCCACUAGAACUUACUGCAGUGUCGGAAGUGCUACACCCACACUGGCCAGCACAGUAGCCACUGGCCACAUGUGGCUGUUGAGCACAGGAAAUGUGGUUUGUGUAACCGAGGAACUGAAUUUAAUUCAAAUAAUCACAUGCGGUUAAUGCAGCCACAUAAGAUAGCACAGCUCCUGAGGUGUUCUGUUAAUAAUGGGCGGAGUCUGUAGCCACCGCACAACUGGCUCAGGUCUAACCUGGGGCACGGCACUGGCAGUGAGUCAGCCAGCAGGCCCUUCUGGAGUGGACUGAUGCACUGGAUUCCAGUCUUACUGCCAGAAUGCCUUCUGCUCUGCUGCUUUGCUCAACGCAGAAAAACAUACGUACACAUACGCACACACUGAAAAGGAUCAUAGAGUGCACACUAUUUUGUAACUUCUUCCAAUAAAUAGAGGCUGUAUUAUCACUGAAUAUUCAUCAACAUCAUUCUAAAGGCUGCAUAGGAUUGCACAGUGCAACGGUGCCAUAACAUUUAACCAAUCCCACCAAACUUUGAGGCAGUUUCCAGGCCUUUCACUCUGACAAACCCUGCUGUAAAUGACCGUUCCUAAAUAUUAUAUGUACCUUAUAUGUCUAGGAUGGUGCCCUAAAGAUGGAAAUCCUGAGUCAGAUGUUCUUGUAUUUGAUGUGAAGUCCCCCAGCGGUAACACACUGGCUCGUCAUAGCCCUGUGAGGAGGGCAGGGUGUAGGGGCUAUCUAAACACCCAUUGCAACUCCAAGUGCGGUCCUCAGACCAGCAGCAUCACGGUCCCCUGUGGGCUUGUUAGAAAAGCUGGAUCUCACCCCCAUUCCAGGCCUGAGCAUUAUCAAGAUCCUCAGGUGACUUGGAUGCACACUAAAAGUCUGAAGAGCCAUGACUUAUCCAAGGCUAGUGGUCCAGCUAGGCCUGAUCCCAAGUGUCUUAGUCACCUAGUGCUGCCAUAACAGAAAUACCACAAGUGGAUGGCUUUAACAAACAAAUUUAUUCUCUCACAGUUUAGGAGGCUAGAAGUCCAAAUUUAGGAUGUCAGCUCUAGGGGAAGGCUUUCUCUCUUUUGGCCCUGGGGGAAGAUCCUGCCUCCUUUCAACACCUGUGGGCCUGGUGUCCCUUGGAGAUCUCCAUGUGCCUUGGCAUUGAUCUUCCGUGAGUUGAGGAGGUUCUGAGCACAGGGACUCCAGGUCCAAAGGACGUCCUCCGCUCCCAGCUCUUCUUCCUUGGUGGUAGUAGGUCCCUCUCUCUAUGCUCACUUCUCUUUCCUUUUAUUUCUUAUAAGAGAAAAGGUGAUGCAGGCCAUACCCCAGAGAAACUCCACUUACGUCAGAUGCGGGCUGUGACCUGAGUAAGGGUGUUGCAUCCCACCCUAUUCCUCUUUAACAUAACAACACAUAGGAUAGUUACAUCAGAUCACAAAAUAGAGGACAGCCCCACAAUACUGAGAAUCAUGGCCUAGCCAGGUUGACACACAUUUUGGGGGGAUACAAUUCAGUCCAUGACACCAGGUGUUCUCGUGACCCCAUCUUCCUUUUGUGGGGCCUUCGCUUGGCUUUUCGCAAGAACAUGUCCUUUUCUUGAGCUGCACUCAGUGCUGGAAGCAGUGAAGUGUGAGACCCCAGCACCCCUGGGGGCCGAGAUCACCAAGGUAGGGGAGAGGGAUGGUGUUUGGAUGCCAACUGGUCCUUGUGAUUCUAUCAAGGACCUGGCAUUGGUGGACUUUCCCCAUUGAAUCCUCUUCCUUAGACCCCUGGGCCCCUCAGAGACUAGGGUGUUAGGGACUGAUGAUGGCAGAACUGCCCACCGGCCUGCCCACCGGCCUUCAGUAACUUCUUACAAAGCAUUGAAACAACUGGUGGGAUUUCAAGCACACAGUGGAAAACUUGUCUGAUUGAGUCAUUCUGGGGUGGGAGCAGGCAUUUUAAAACGUAGAUGAUUCCCUUGUGUAGGUAGGAUGGAGCAUUGCUGUUCUGAGGGGCCUCACUUUGCCUAGUACAGUGCUGUACUAGCUCUGACCAGGUUGCCCAGACGGGGAAGGCCUAGGUGGGAGUGGAGUCUGGGCCAAGACUAAUCUCUCUGCUGGCUCUUGUAUUCUAGGCCUCUAAAUUUAAUAAAAUAGGUCCCUGAAGGGCAGGCUUCUUAUUUCCUGAGGGCCUGGCACCAAAGUUGCUCUCAAAUAAUAAGUGAUAAUAAUAGGCACUAUUCUAAGUUUUUUUUAUAUGUAUUAGGUUAUUUGUCCUCAUAAUAACUUGGGAGGUGGGUAGAUGUGAAGAAACCAAGGAGGAGAGGACUUAGACUCACCCAAAGUCAAGUGGCACAGCAUGUGACUUGACCCAUGGGCUCUGGCUUUGAGCCCUCAUUCUUAAGCUCAGCAGUGUACUCAGUGGGACAGAGUGCAGCCAAGCAGUGGGCCCCGGGAGAUCUAGCUCUGAGUCCAUAUCUACACCAGCGUGUGAGAGUCUGGGUGAAUCAGCCCCUUGGAAGAUCUUAGAAGGUAGCCUGGUUCAGGUUCGCGGAGGCCCAAGUGUGACUGUGACAUCUCUGAGCCUCACUUUUCUCAUCUCUACAAUGGGACAAGUAAACUUUGCAAGGGUUGCUGUAAAGUUUAAGUACAGCACAGUGAGUCCUGGAAGUUCAGGGGAGAAGUACGAGUGGAACCAAGUCUGGCAAGGUCUGCAGGCACAGACCAUGCAGGGUCCUGUGACGUCUUUGUCCUAACAGUACAUGGAAGCCAGUAGGAAGGGAUGGGAUUUCUGAUGGGGUUUUUGGCUGGAACCAGUGUAUCUGGGUUCCGAGCCCAGGAUCUGCCCUUUAGUUGAUACAACCUUGGGCAAGUUACGAAACCUGUGCCUCAGUUUCCUUGUCUGAAAAAUGAGGAUAAUGUAUGUCUGCAUCAUGAUGGUUGUGGUGAAGGUAGAUGUAAGCCAUGUAAAUAUUUAGAAAACUCUUUGCCCUGCUGCCAUAUCCCCCACCCCACAACACACACAGCUUCUGAGUUCCUCUGGGUUGGAUGCCAGCACCCUGUGCUGGAGCUGGAGGUGCCCCCAAACCCACUGAGCCAAUGUCCCUCCUUCCCUCCUUCUGU